AUGUGUAAUUUGCCGCCGAAGUUCCAUUCAGUGUGUCGCCUUUGUUUAUCAUUCUGUGGCGAUAAUUGCAGUGAUGUUAAACUUCCAAUUUUUGACCGUGAUAAGGAUAAAUCACGUCUUUCCGAGAUGAUAAUGGCAAAUUUGUCAAUAAUGGUUUCCCCUGAAGACUUGCUGCCACAAGUCGUGUGUGGGGGCUGUGCACACAAACUUGAUGAAUUUCACACCUUCCGAGAAUUAUCACACAAAUCUGAACGACUUUUGGAACAGUUUUUGCAAUAUGCUAAUUCACUCUCUGGUCCAAAAGAGGAAGUCCUGAACAUAACGGCGGCAAAAUUAGAAGAAAUAAUCAAGCCACUGAGCGACCCCGAUUACGAGGAUGAUUUAAAACACAAAUAUGCAGAGAUCGGCUCUCCAGACUCGACUGAGGAGAUGAAGAAUUUGGAGAGCCGGCAAGCGGCGGUCACACUACUACAAAUAAAAAAUUACGACCCAAGUAAAUAUGUGGUCAAACAAGAAGAGGAGCCUCAUAUAAUGUUCAACAGCGUACAGAGUUUACCGCCCUCUGACAGAGCGAGAGAGGUGAUGCACUGCAACUCCGUCAUCGAUAUUAUAAACAAGGCUGUGGCGGUGGCUCGGGAAACCGAUGAGUCUCCAAAAUAUGCACAGAACUAUACGGGUGUCAUAGACAGGACACACGCGGCCGGCGCGGCCGAGUACCAGCACGAGUACCCGGACGAGCAGUAUGCGUACACCGCGCCACAGCACGCUGCCAGCCCCACGAGCAACGACGACCAUGACAACAAAGAGAUGGACCUCUCCCUAUACAGUUCUGUCAAAAACGAGCCCAAUGACCCGACUGACCAGCAGGACAGAGAACACUCGAGCACUUACUUCCACGGCGCCCUCGCACACAAAACAAACUUCGUUGAUGAGUACAAGCAACAUAUCUACGGUCGAAACAAAAUGAAAACGUCAAAAGAAAAUUCGUCGGUAUAUGAAGAUUGUAGUCGGAGUAGUAGUGGGUCAGAUCCAGACAGGCUUCAGAUGGACAUAUCUCAGAUGUCGCAGGACGACCCUGAGGAGACGCAAUCAGCACGAUCGACCCAGUCUUCGCCGCAACCCGCUAUGGAACACGAACAAGAUAAGGAAUCCCUCUGGCAGGCCCUACAUAGACAAAACGGACGUAGCGGAGAAGCGACACAGCUACUACGGCGGCUAAUCAACAGCAAGCAGCUUGGCAUGACGGUAUCUCCACUGAGGACGCCGGCCUCACCACUAUCCUCAACUGUACAACAACCCAUCAAUGGCUCAGUCUCACCGAAUGGCGAAUGGACAAGUUCAGGUCGCGGGUCGAGUGUGGCCGGCACUGCACGAAGAAAACAAAGUUUCCCAGCACGAGCACAACCUAUUAUGGCUGUGGACCCGCCCGCCACGAACGCGCAAUGGCCACAAACAGCAUCUGAAAAUCAGGAACCUCCAGAAGGGUCAUCGACUCCUGAGGAGCAGGAUCAGGUCGGUCGGGGCCGCGCGUGGAGCUAUCGUGCAGUAACUGCGGCACGCACACCACCACAAUCUGGCGCCGCGACGCGCGCGGGGAGAUGGUCUGCAACGCCUGCGGCCUGUACUUCAAGCUGCACGGCGUGCCGCGCCCCACCGCCAUGCGCCGCGACACCAUACACACGCGCCGCCGCAGGCCGCGGCACGACGGCAAGCAUACUAAGAGUAAAUCUCGCCGUAGCGGCGGCAGCGUGGGCGGCGCGGCGUGCGAGGCGGGCGAGGGCGCGGGCAGCGGCGGCGAGGGCGCCGAGGAGGCCGUGCUGCAGGCGCUGCGCCGCCAGCUGCAGCCGCAUCUACUGGCCGCGCUGCACGCGCGCACCGCGCGGCCCUCGCACCACCACGAACAGGUCGGUAUAAGCGCCCCGGACUACGACGAGGCGCCCCUGAACCUGGUCGCCAGCCACGUCGCCGCCGCCGAAGAGACUCACUGA
Spodoptera littoralis (African cotton leafworm) is the source of this 1988-nucleotide messenger RNA. The record is from the annotation of a GenBank genome assembly. NCBI's taxonomy places the organism in Eukaryota, Metazoa, Arthropoda, Insecta, Lepidoptera, Noctuidae.